CUCUUGUGUUUGUAGGUCUAUUCCUCCAUGAAUCCCUUUGGCAACAGUACACAGGGUGGCGAGUUUUACGAAGCGGCAGAUCCCUUCUUAUUCCUGGGCGACCAAGAACGCGACAACCUCUGCAACUCGCCGUAUAUUGACGAGACUGUGGGCCAGGAAUUCGCGGCAGCUAUCGCCCAUGACGAAGAACUUCCCUUGGCGUUCGUUCCGUCCUUUCCAGCACCUGUUUCAGGGAGUGGAUACCAUAUGCCAAGCGACUACAGGUCGAAUCAUUUCGACCCCGGUCACUUUGUCUCAACAUCGCCGGCAGUGGCCCAGGACAACACUUCUGGUCCUGCUCAUUCUCUAAGUAUCACCAUAUCAUCAACGGAUAAAGAUAUGGCUAUCAACGGCUGGCGCUCUGAUGUCUAUCAGUCAGCCAACAUUUCAUCUCCUGAUAUCAGGUUCAGCCCUCCAGAGAGCGACUUCCCUCCUAAUUCGACUUUUUCCCCGAGCAGCCCUCACACAGAUCCAGACUAUUUCCUUUCUCCUACUUCCUCCACAGCCAGUUCUUCCCUGGCUGUCGGAAUGCAAAAUAUGCAUCUGGCCGACGAGGGAUCCGGCGCCCCUAUUACGAACUGUAGUCUUGGUGGCCAGAGACUGCUUCAGAGUGUGUCUUUGAGGGUGGAUACCGAACCAAACAAAGAUAGCAGUAAUCUUGCGGGGAUCUCUGCGUGGACGCAUGGGGUCUAUCCUGAUCCUUCACCAUCUUCGUCUCGACGCCCAACUCUAGGCCAUCGGCAUUCCAUAUCCGUUCCCAGCUCUCAGUACUUAGCGCCUCCUACGCAAAUCAUCAGGGGCGUUCCUCUCCAUAUCCAAGUCCCCAUUCUAGCCCUCGGCUGA
Gloeophyllum trabeum ATCC 11539 is the source of this 882-nucleotide messenger RNA. RefSeq lists its product as uncharacterized. Lineage: Eukaryota; Fungi; Basidiomycota; Agaricomycetes; Gloeophyllales; Gloeophyllaceae. The transcript has 3 exons. The record is from RefSeq and is a predicted model, not a curated record. Bases 28 to 882 code for a protein of 284 amino acids.